GUGUGCGUGUGCUUGGAGUAUAAUUCUGCUCGACAAUGCUCGCAGGACUUCAUUGACAAUUCUGUACAGAGUGUUCCAGCAGUGUCCCUGAUGCAUCCUUGGUCACUUCGUGGCCGUCGCAGAUCAAGUACAGGGCCCACACAAUUGUCGGCAUUACACCGUCUCAGAAUCGACUGUCUACACAUCGUCCACAAAGAAACCAGAUUCACUCACGACUCCUUAGUGCAAUAGAUGCAAUCCACCGAUCCCUCUCCCUCCAUUCCGUGCCGCUCGUCAUGCUGGCUGUGGUUCUGAAGGCGGGCCUGUUUGAGACACUUCUUCCGCUUUAUCUCCUUCCUCUGUCUUAUGUUCUUCGGGUUCCACCUUGGCGAGUCCGCUGGCCGUGACGUACCUGCAGAGCACAUCACACGGGGGAAGGUACGGGGGUGGGGUGUGCCUGAUGUGAAUGGGGUGUGUCUUUCAUGGUUUGGUCAGCUCACUUUAAGUACUCAGCCUUCACUUGGAACGGCCGCUGACCCAGGCACUCGAGCAGGUCGUUGUAUGUGAUAGUCUCCUUGGCCAGCAACAACUCGGCUAAUGCCCGGAGCUUCUGCACGAAUAGAACCCCACACAGGGCACAGGAGAGGGACGGGUCGAAAGCUUGGGGCGCCUGUUCCGCCUGAGUCAGAGUCUGGCUUACCUCUGCAUUUUGCGUCAGGAUCCCCUUAGUCCUCUCAUAUUGAUCCGAGAUGACCUUCUUGACCUCGACAUCGAUCACCUUCAUACGAAACGCCAUAAAGAGCUAAGUGAUGCGCCCAUCUUCAACGUACCUGAGCUGUCUGUUCCGAGUAUGGCUUGUACAUCUGUUGCUCCUGCUGCUGCUGGUAGGACACCAAUCCCAGCUCAGGAUUCAUGCCGAACACGGCCACAAGGGAGUACGCCAUCUUGGUGACCUGAAUGAAUGAGUGAAGCAGAGAGAGUGCGGUCCUGUCUCUGCAAGAGACGGCGCUCUCGGUGCGUGUGCCGGCGGAUUGUUCGUUACCUUGUCCAGGUCAUCGGAUGCCCCUGUGGAGAUCUUGCCAAGGAACAGGUCCUCCGACGCCCUCCCCCCUGCAUACACGGACCGCCUCCACUCCACCCGAUUAUUCUGUCGUGGUUGCCGCGUGCACCCACCGCACCUAGGAUGACAGCAAUUUUGUCGAGGAGGGCCUCUUUUGAGUAGAGGGGCAGCUCGUCAGGUAGUUGCUAAUCGACACACGCACGCACAGUCGAAGGAUGAUGGUGGGAUGCACUCACGUGCAGAUACGAUGGUUCCCGUGUCUGUGUGUGGGUGCCUACCUGUGCAAACCCCAGCGCCCCCGACGAUCUCGGCACGAUCGACACCUUGAGCACGGGAUCAGCAUGCUCCAACAUCCAUCCAGUCAGCUGCGCACAUAGGGACGGGCAAAAUGGGCGGACGCACCCGUACCAGCAGUCCCUUAAGGUAGGGUAUGACGUGCCUGCCUACCGCAUGUCCCGCUUCGUGGUAGGCGACAGUCUUCUUCUCUCUCUGCGACUGCAGAUUGUUGGCCUUAGGCAGCCCGCCCAUCACACGCUCGGUUGCCCUCUCGAAAUCCUCAAUAGCCACACCCUGAUCGUGUACGCAGACACGCACGCCAUCAACGACGAACGCCGUCAACGACGAAUGCUUAUACUAGCCGAUUGCCCAUCGGCAUAUAUGUGUCUGGCGUACGUACAUCUUUGGCACUUCUGCGUGCUGCGAAGAUGGCUGCCUCGUUGCAUAUGUUGGCUAUAUCAGCACCUGCGGAGGGAGGACCAAUCAGCAGGAAGGAGGGAGGGACGCGACCACACUCAUUCCCUCUAUCUCCCCCCUGUGUACACCUAUCACGGAUCCACGCGUACCAGCGAAGCCCGGCGUGAGGGCUGAGAGCCUUCGCGCCACCUCCUCCACAUCAAGAUUGGAGUCAAGCUUCAACGGCUUCAGGUGAAUCUACACGAGCAUGCACAAUGCAAUGCAGCCACCGCUACCAGCUCUGCCUUGACGUGGGCGUGCGUCUGUGUCGACCUUGAAUAUCUCUUGUCUUUCAUUUAGGUCAGGCUUGUCUAUCGUCACUGUCCGAUCAAAACGACCUGCGCGGGGGGGACACACAUCAACCGAUAAUCGAUAAAUAGAGCGCGCGAAAAGCAGUCAAUCUUGACAGCAUGCUGUGUGCUGCCGGCCGGCCGGCGGUCGGUUGAUCGAUCUACUGAGUAACUAACCUGGUCUGGUAAGAGCAGGGUCGAGAAUGUCGGAACGGUUGGUGCCGGCAAGAACUACCACCCCCGUGUUGCUGGUGAACCCAUCCAUUUCGACCAGCAUCUGGUUGAGGGUGUUCUCUCGCUCGUCGUUGGCACCGCCAGCGAAACCGCCCCGCGCACGCCGCCGACCGACCGCAUCUAUCUCGUCUAUGAACACUAUCGCUGAGCCAAGCAGAUAGACAGACAGACGAACACAGCACACACACACACACACACGCACACACACACACACACGCGCGUGUCACAUGGCACAGAGCGACAGAGGUUGCCGGUCCGCUGCAUGCAGUGGCCAUCGUUUGGGCGUACAGGGCGCGUGUUUUCUCGCUUGUGCGAACAGGUCUCUGACACGCGAAGGCCCAACACCGACAAAGACCUCGAUGAAGUCGGACCCUGAAAGUAGGCAAACGCAGUCAGUGGUGGGAGCGCCUACCGACGAUUGCGUGUGUGUGUGUGUGUGGUGUACGUACCAGACAUGGAAAAGAAGGGCACGCCCGCUUCUCCAGCAACAGCCUUGGCCAAUAAGGUCUUACCUGAACAGCCAACAGACAGCAGGCCACGCACCAGCCAAAGGAGGUGUCGCCGUGGCCUUGAUGGGUAAGUACUCCUUAGGUGAGUGCCUAUAUGUAUGUAUCUGUGGCCGUAGGUACCUACCGUACGUAUGCACAUACCUACCUACCUGUUCCAGGAGGCCCGACGAGGAGUGCGCCCUUCGGUAUUCUGGCGCCGAGGUGUUCGUACUUCUUGGGGCUCUUGAGAAAGUCCACAAACUCCAUGAUCUCCUGCUUGGCCUCCUUCAAACCAGCCACGUCAGCGAACUUGACCUUCGACUGAAGGGAGGGAGGCAUCACAUCACAUGGACGGACAGGGGGAUGAAGACAGAGAUAGAUAAACACACAGUGAUGGACGCAUGGAUGGAUGGAUGGAUGGACCAUGGACGCUCUUCUGUCCUUAGGAGCUGUGUAUUGCGUGUGUGUGUACCUUCAUGUCUUUGGUGCCAGCGGGGAAGGCCCUGCCCAUUUUGAAGAAUCUGUCGGGUCCGCCGGCGCCCAUGCCGGAUGCCUGCUGUCUUCGUAGCCAGAAUAGGAAGAGGAAGAAGAUGACUAUGGGGGGGAUGUAGUUGCGGAGUUCCUCGGCCAGCUGAACCUCGGUGACGUACUGGAUGGGGAUGUACUCGGCGGGAUGGAUGCCCAGCCCCGCCUGGUAGUGCUCCAGCUUCGACUCGAAUGUGUCCACGCUGCCAAUGACAAAGUGGUACCGCUGCCCGGCCUUGGGGCUGUUGGGCCGCACAAACACGCGAGCGUACUCGCGGUUGACGAUCUGGAUCUUCUCGACAUGGCCGUGGCUGAGGAAGUUGGUGAGGAACUCCUGGAAGGUGAUCUCGUUGGAAUAACCCGUCACGCCCCGGUCCAGCAGCGACAGCAAUAUCAACACCGCAGUCAGGCUGACGGCGACAGUCCAGAACCGGUUGUCAUCCGGUGAGCCGGGCCCGCCCGGAGCCGCCUUCUUCUUGUCGUCUUUGUCUUCCUCUCGCCUUUGGUCUCGGGGGAAGAACUUCUCGAAGCCCUUUGGUGGGCCCUUGCUGAGGCUGACCAGGGGGAGGAGGAAGGGGAACAGAGAGGGAGGGGGCGAAACGGAGGGGGAGGAGGAGGAGCGACGAUGCUGCGGCAGGCGGUACCAUGUGUCCGCCGGGGGCGUCACGUGGUAAAAGCCCGUUAUCCGCCCAUAACGACUGCCCAGCCCUCCCCUCAGAUGCGCUUCGCGCAUGCAGAGGUAGCCGCUGGACGACAGAACACGCAUCCACCACUGCGGUAAGGGGUGGAAGUGCCUCGCCUAAUCCAUGCAAACACGCACAGAAUACGGCAGGCACUUGUAUGCAUGGCCAUGGCUGUCCCUACCGUUCGAGGGUGCAAUUUCCAUAGCAUAUCAGCCACAGACGAUGAACGGAAGACGGCCUUUGGGAAGUUGUGGCCUUACACGCUUGGCAGCUGGGUGUUGGGAGAUGAAGAGAUUUCCUGUUUUGGAAGACACCAGAAC
Vitrella brassicaformis is the source of this 4311-nucleotide messenger RNA. Lineage: Eukaryota; Vitrellaceae. The record is from the annotation of a GenBank genome assembly.